AUGGCGCUCCAGAAGUUCAACCCCAAUACUUUUUUGGACGAGUGGUCCGAGGAAAAGUACUCACCACUGUACAGCGACAAGCCGCUGGCACAAUGCAUAGGGGAAGCAUUCGACAUUCCGCCCACGGACGACUAUGUCUACCGGGCACAGGCAGAGACUACGCUGCUGGCUACACAGCGAGCCAUUGACGCAAAGAGGCAACACGGGCUGCAUGCAUGGUACACAGACGACAAAGGCAAGCCUAAAGAGCCGCCGCACCCCUCGCUCGACGAGAUAAAGGCAUACACCGACGUCUUCAGCGCCUCGGCCAAUCUCCCCAAGGCCCUCAACAGCUUCCUCAAGAGCGCAAAAGCACAAAGCCUGCGCCUAGAAAUAGCCACGCAUCUGGCCGCGCGCUUACACAACACGGCAUCGCCGCAUCUCGGCCUUGUGCCCAGCAAAAAGCCGCGCGAGCACAAGAACCCCUACUUUGAUCUCUGGAGGUACUCGUGCCAAGAGCUGGAAUGGGCCGGCCCACUGCCGUCGACUACGCACACGAGGAUAAGCCACCACAUUCUGCCCCUCUUCUACCAUCACUUUGGCUGCGUCGUGCCCUCGUAUGCCGCGCUGCAUGCCAUCGCCAAGCUGGCCCAGCCCGCGCGCCCCAGCAAAGAAGACGUCCUGCCAAUCCUCGACAUUGGCUCCGGAAACGGCUACUGGACGUAUAUGCUGCGCCAUUUCCCCAUUGCCCAUAUUGGCGCCACCAAACCGCUCAAUGUCCGUGCCAUCGACAGCCAGGUCAGCGAGUACCGCGUCUCGUGGAUCAACGACACCAUCCACAUGGAUGGCAAGCACUAUCUCAAACAAAACAACCACGGCAAGGGAUGCGUCCUGCUGCUCGUCUAUCCACAGGCAACCGGAGACUUUACAGGCCCAAUCCUCAAGGCCUUUGAGGGCGACACCAUUGUCGUUGCCGGCACGCAAAACAGAAACGGCUUCACGGCCUUCAGGGACGUCAUUGUAGAUGAAUGGGUCGCCAAAAACUUGUCUCACUUUGAACUCACGCUGAGAAUGCCAUUGCCGAGCUUUGCCGGCAAGGACGAGGCACUGUUUGUAUUUCAGAGAAAAAGGUCGGACUGA
Exserohilum turcica Et28A is the source of this 1119-nucleotide messenger RNA. RefSeq lists its product as uncharacterized. Lineage: Eukaryota; Fungi; Ascomycota; Dothideomycetes; Pleosporales; Pleosporaceae. The transcript is spliced from 2 exons. The record is from RefSeq and is a predicted model, not a curated record. Bases 1 to 1119 code for a protein of 372 amino acids.